This is a messenger RNA of Helianthus annuus (common sunflower), 1639 nucleotides long. Its product is annotated as phospho-2-dehydro-3-deoxyheptonate aldolase 2, chloroplastic. Gene Ontology annotation, molecular function: 3-deoxy-7-phosphoheptulonate synthase activity. NCBI's taxonomy places the organism in Eukaryota, Viridiplantae, Streptophyta, Magnoliopsida, Asterales, Asteraceae. Gene Ontology annotation, biological process: aromatic amino acid biosynthetic process. The coding region runs from base 75 to 1547 and encodes 490 amino acids. The transcript is spliced from 5 exons. The record is from RefSeq and is a predicted model, not a curated record.
GUGGGCCCAUCUUCAUUCAUCUGCCACAAAACACUCUGAAUUUACCAUCAAUCAAUCACCGAUCGAUCGCCACCAUGAUCACCAUCGGUUCCUCCACCACCACCACGUCCUCCCUCUUCAAACAUAAACCGAUCUUCACCGUUCGUGCCACCGGAAAAUUCGCCACAACAUGGACACCCAACAGCUGGAAAUCAAAACCCGCCGUUCAAAUCCCAGAAUACCCCGACAAGAAUCAUCUGGAAUCUGUUCUGAAAACACUAGAAUCUUAUCCUCCGAUUGUGUUUGCCGGUGAAGCUCGGAAGCUAGAGGAGCGCUUGGGUGAGGCUGCAUGCGGUGGUGCCUUCUUGCUUCAAGGUGGUGAUUGUGCUGAGAGUUUUAAGGAGUUUAAAACUGAUAACAUAAGGGAUACGUUUCGGUUGCUGUUACAGAUGAGUGUUGUGCUUAUGUUCGGUGGUCAAAUGCCUGUUAUUAAGGUGGGGAGAAUGGCUGGCCAAUUUGCUAAACCAAGAUCAGACUCAUUCGAAGAGAAAGAUGGGGUUAAAUUACCAAGUUACAGAGGAGACAAUAUAAAUGGCGAUUCAUUCGACGAAAAAUCAAGAAUUCCAGACCCUAGUAGAAUGAUUCAAGCUUACACUCAAUCAGUCUCCACCCUCAACAUCUUGAGGGCUUUUGCCACUGGUGGUUAUGCAGCUAUGCAGCGCGUUAACGAAUGGAAUCUUGAUUUCACAGAGCAUAGUGAACAAGGAGACCGGUACCGCGAAUUGGCUCAUAGAGUUGAUGAGGCAAUGGGGUUCAUGGCUGCUGCUGGACUCACAACUGAUCACCCGAUUAUGACUACUACGCAGUUUUGGACGUCUCACGAGUGCUUGCUUUUGCCUUAUGAACAAGCACUCACAAGGGAAGACUCUACUUCAGGUCUUUACUAUGAUUGUGCAGCUCACAUGGUUUGGGUCGGUGAACGUACACGCCAACUUGAUGGUGCGCAUGUUGAAUUUCUUCGAGGAGUUGCAAACCCUCUUGGCAUUAAGGUGAGUGAUAAAAUGGACCCGAACCUACUAGUAAAGCUCAUUGAAAUCUUGAACCCUCAUAACAAGCCUGGAAGAAUCACUGUCAUUUCAAGAAUGGGAGCCGAUAACACACGAGUGAAGCUUCCUCAUCUGAUCAGAGCGGUUCGUGGGGCUGGUCAAAUCGUCACCUGGGUUAGUGACCCAAUGCAUGGUAACACCAUUAAAGCUCCCAUGGGGCUCAAGACUCGUUCUUUUGAUGCGAUUAGGGCUGAAGUGACGGCGUUCUUUGACGUGCAUGAUCAAGAAGGAAGCUACCCAGGCGGUGUUCAUCUAGAAAUGACGGGCCAGAACGUAACCGAGUGUGUUGGGGGUGCACGGACCAUCACCUACAACGACUUGAGCUCACGGUACCACACCCAUUGUGACCCGCGGCUCAAUGCUUCUCAGUCAUUGGAACUUGCCUUCAUCAUUGCAGAGCGGCUCAGGAAGGGACGGCUCAGACGAGGCAUUAGCACCACAACAGCAGGUUUUAUACGUUAGCUAUAAGUGUUAUGUAGAAAGUUUUAAAUAAUAUGAACUGUACUAAUAUAAAUAAAAAGUGAUAUUUAAUGAAAAAAAGGGUCUGUUUGGUA